This is a messenger RNA of Varanus komodoensis (Komodo dragon), 5557 nucleotides long. RefSeq names its product eukaryotic translation initiation factor 3 subunit J (gene EIF3J). Bases 3688 to 4374 code for a protein of 228 amino acids. Gene Ontology annotation, molecular function: translation initiation factor activity. The transcript has 6 exons. Lineage: Eukaryota; Metazoa; Chordata; Lepidosauria; Squamata; Varanidae. The record is from RefSeq and is a predicted model, not a curated record. Gene Ontology annotation, cellular component: eukaryotic translation initiation factor 3 complex; cytoplasm.
AGGCCCUGCGGUGGCUUGCAUGCUCCUGCCGGCAGCACGUCGGAUGGUGCCUUUAGGGCCCUUCACUUUCCCCAACUUUUCGCAGUCUUCCAUAUCAGGAUCAGUGACUACAGCUGUGCACGGGACUUUAAGUGUAGUUGCGCCAUAGAGUUGAUACCGGCUGUUUUAUUUUCCCUUAUUCUCUAAUUAUACCUGGCAUGGAAUUUGCCUUUUUCGAAGCAGCUGCACAUUGGAUGACACAUUCCUCGAGCCGACCACCACAGCCCCUUCCCGGUCAGUAACUUCUGGGCUCAGAUUCCAUCAGUCUGUAUGUUGUGUUGGAUACUUUUUUUGCCCCAGAGCUUCACUUUGCACUUAUGUUGAACCGCUUUUGUCUUUUUUGGCCCUUUCUCCCAAAUUGGUGAGACCUUUGGGGAGCUCUUUACAAUUGUUUUUGUUUAUUAUCCCUAAAUAAAUUGGUAUCACCCACAGGCUUGACUACCUCCCUACUUUCUCCUAGUUUCAGCUCCUUAUGAACAAAAAGAGCUCUCUGAGAGGGAUAGUUUAACUCUGUGCCUGCCCUGAGCGGGGGGUUGGACCGGAUGGUCUUCUGGCCCCUUCCAGCUCUACUCUUCUAUGAUCCAGUGGAAAUGAAAAGUUUUGUUCUUACUACUGAUCCUUUUGGUACCCCACUGUUUAUAUUUCUCCAUCUGGCAGAUUGACCAUUUAUUCCUCCUGUCUGAUUUUUCUAACCAUUUACUGGUCUGUUAAAAGGAUCUUGCUUGUCAAAAGCCUUUUGGAAGGACACGUAAGGAAUGUCUACCACAUGGCUGUCGACACUCACAAGGAAUUCUAAGAAGCUAAUGCGGCAGGACUUAACUUUAUGGGAGCCAUGUUGGUUCUUUUUCAGCAGGGCCUGUCCUGCCAUAUGCUUACUAAUUUAAACUUUAAUACUUUCAAUGAUUUAUCCAGCACAAACACUAAGCUAAUUGGCCUGUAAUUUCUCAGGUCCAUUGCCAGUCCCAUUUUAAAAACUAUUAUUAUAUUGACUUUUCUCCAGCCCUCACGGAGGCUGAUCUUGGAGUUGUUUAGAUAUUUUGUUAGAAGAUCAGCAAUUUUGUAUUAGAAUUCUUAAAGAAUACUAGGAUGGAUAGUAUCUGAGCCAGUGAAUAUUAGCAUUUAGUUUAUCAAUAAAGUUGACAAUUCCAGCUUUUGCUGCUCUUUACUACCUUAGUUCCUUGGACUCCUUUCUUGAAUAUAUCAGUUCAGGUGAAGUUACCUGUCCCUUAUCUUCUUCAGUCUUGACUCCAGGGAACAAGUGUUUUCACUGAGAGACAAGCUCAUCAGAAUUGAGCGUGCAGCCAUAAUUAAUGCCCUGGCUCUGAUAAUCAUGUGGUUGGUCAGCUCAGCACUGAGUGAGAGGCCUCGGCAGCCUUGCUGGCUAUCUCUCUUCGUAGCUUUUUUAUUGCUGUUACCCGUCUGCUCACGUGGAAUUUGCGUUGUUUACUAGGAGAAUGCAGGCAGUUACUCAGUGUGGGGGGAAAGUCAACUGUCCUGUUGCUGAACUUGCACGGGUGUGCAACCCUGUUAUGCGCCCCUAGUUUGUCACCGGGGUGGAGAGGCUUCCUUACUGGGCCUCCUCGCACUCAGGGCUGGCCCCCUGGCCGGCUUCCUUCUUUAUGUGGCGCUCUCUCGCCUGGCCCAGUGCCUGUUGCAGCCAGUUGGAUUAGCAGGCCUCAUCUGAAAGGCAGGGGAGGCCUUUGAAAACUUUCCUGUAUUAAGCAUGACAUUGGCAGCCCCUUGUCAAGGGAGAUGGGGGAGCCACAGGGCAGCUAGGGUAGGAUCAGGGGCAAUUGGUAGACAGGCUGACUCUGCCCCCUUUGCUCUGGACAUUCCUGGCCAGAUGCUACACCUGGGAGGUAUCCAGCUUGUUCCACUGGCCACACACCUGUUGGGUUCUGCCUUCUCCUACGUCUCAAUGUGGUGAUGUAGCUCUUGAGCCCAGCUGCGGCUGGGAUUACCCAAGCGACGGCUGCCACUGACACUGGAGUAUCCCCUUACUAGAUUAUUUGGAACGAGCGCAAGACCAUGACUGAGGAAGAAUGACCACCCAGGAGCGCCAGGUAACAUUAUACUGGUGCCUGGGCAAGUCCAGUGAACAGUAAAGCUACCCUGGCCAACUUCUGAACCUAAAAAUGGAUCCUGGCAUCUAAGAACCACAGAUACCUUUUUAUGUUUAGGGUAAGCUUAAAGGUACUUUCCCCGGUUUUUGUAUCUUUUAGAAAAGACAGAAGAAAGGUCUUGCGGAUGUGAAAAUUUCCCCAUGAAAAGUAGACAUACCCAUUGCGGUCAACAUAGGAGUCUGUGGCUCUCAUUCUCUAUUUGGCAGCAGUUGUUUGGAAGGGCACAGCCUCCUUUGCUCAGGUUUGCUGUUCCUGCUGCCCUCAUUUCUCGCAGCUGCCAGGCUGCUUCUAAACAGCAACAUGAUUUCUUUGCAUCGCUGUGAUAUUCUUUGAGUCCUAGCUAGUGGCCAGCUUUUCAAGUACACUUUUUUGGUGUGAAAAAGGCAUAAUUCUGUGUGUUUUCUGUGUCAGUACUGGAGAUUGCAGUUUCUCCACCAGGAUGGAGGCUGUGUCUGUUUGCACUGCUGCUGUCGAGACGCUAGAGAAGGUGCAUCAGGUUGACUGAGCCAUCCACCCCAGGAGAGGGGAAGCUGCUCCAGGUCCCUCCAGAUGAGCCGUCCCCAAAGGCCUUGCCUGCUGGGCAUUAUGGGAGGUGCCAUCCCGCACAGGGAGGACACCGCGUUGGGGAGGGCCGCUCUAGGACAGGCGGGGUCACUCGCGUUGGCCUCCAGCCGUCAGUCAGGCUGCCCAUCCGGUUCCCAAGCUGCUCUGUUGACGCAGGGGAUGAGAGGCUGCCUGAUCAGUGCAAGAAAGAAAAAAAAGGGUGAAAAAUGGCUUUGUAAGAAAUAAGCAGCUCCCUAGGAAGAAGAGGAGGAGCACUUUCUGUUACCAGAAGCCAUUCCUUGGAGUUGGGCAGCUGCUGCGCAGUCUCUGUGAAGCUGCGUUGAGAUGCCAGUUUUGUAAAUACCCAUUUCCCAGUAGUCUGUAGCAAGUAACUUGUAGGCAGAGACAGCUACAAAAGUUGGUGUGAAUUUUCUUUCAGGCCACAACUGCCUAAUCGUGGUGGAUGAGGAGAGGUAACUUAGUAGACUGGGAGACUGUAGGAGAGGCGACUAAACCGGGGAAGUGCGUCAGGGAUUCCACCCACAGAUGCAUCUCCCACACCCUUCCUGGGUGAGCGACGUGCUUGCCUCUCUGUCAUUGUACUUAUGCUAGUAAUUAAAGUGAGCUUGGAGUUAGCAAUUAAGUCUCACUUUUAGUGAUAGUUUUCAGAGCGAGAGAGACGUGUGCUUUGAGGGUUCUGCGCCUCAGAAUUCUCUUGCUGCGAGGCGGCCACACCUUCCCUAAAGCAGCGUCUGCUGCUGCUUGCACAGUCGGGCAGCUGGUUGGGUGGCUCCAUGUCUGCUCUGGCGUCUCUUUCCUGAGGUGGUGCCCCCGCCACUGUCACAAGGCAGGAUUGCUCCUCAUACUCCACCUUUUUGGGGGGGGGUGCCAUUGGACGCUAUUCUGUUGUCACUCCUGAGCAGCAUCGCAAAAAGGACAUAAUUUGAACUGACUAAGCGAAGCGUGUGCCAUUGAACCCUCGAUGCCGAUAACUGGUGCUGCUUUCUUUUCUUUUUCUUUUUUCUUUUCCUUUGGCCAGGAUAACUGGGAUGAUGAGGAAGAGGAAGAUGAAGAAAAGGAGAAAGAGGUAAAGCCAGAAACCAAAGUUUCAGAAAAGAAGAAAAUAGUAGAAAAAAUAAAAGAAAGGGAAAAACUUCAGAAGAAAAAGCAAGAGGAGAUUAAAAAAAGGUUAGAGACAUCAGAAGAAUCUAAAGAACUUACACCAGAAGAACAGUUAGCAGACAAACUACGGCUGCAGAAAUUGCAAGAAGAGGCAGACCUUGAGUUAGCCAAAGAAACCUUUGGUGUAAAUAACACUUACGGAAUAGAUGCCAUGAACCCCUCUUCGAAAGAUGACUUCACGGAAUUUGGCAAACUGUUAAAAGAAAAAAUAACACAGUAUGAGAAGUCCCUAUAUUAUGCUGGGUUUUUGGAAGCAUUAGUUCGAGAUGUAUGUAUUUCAUUGGAAGUUGAUGACUUGAAAAAGAUCACCAAUUCCUUGACAGUCCUGUGCAGCGAGAAGCAGAAACAGGAGAAGCAAAACAAGGCCAAAAAGAAGAAAAAAGGAGUGGUGCCCGGAGGAGGCCUGAAAGCGACCAUGAAAGACGACUUGGCAGAUUACAGUGGUUAUGACGGGGGCUACGUGCAAGACUUCGAAGACUUCAUGUGACACUUCUCCGCCCUUCUGUUGUUUCUCUGUUGCCCAUAAUCCCCUGAUGUGUAGCACAACUUCUUUCCUUUAAAUUCUGCCAAAUGCUACAAUCUGAAAGUGCAGUAUCUUUGCGAGGUCGGUGCCCAGUCAAUACUCCGCUGCAGACGCCUGCCUUGAUGUCGAGGGUAUAAACUGCCAGGGCUCAGUUCUUUUCAGUGGUAGGAAAUGAUGGAAUUUUGAUCAUGUUUGACUUCAUAGCAGCAGAAGCAGCACUUAAUUGGAAAGUAAUUUCAACCAAGCCAACAUCGUAUUAUUACCAACAUCGUUUAGUAAUAACAGCCUUAACUGUACCUUUUCCACAGACUCUGUCCAGACAAAGAGAGCCGCUUGCAGCGAGGAUACAGUGUGCAUCGAGUAUUAAAACUGGCUUUCUCUGUUCAGUGAGACCUUGAGGUUUUUAGUAGAUACUGGCAAAUGCCCUGAGGGAGGAUUCUGCACUUAGAAAGCACCUGUGACACAGCCCCAACUUCAACCCUGGCAAGUGGCAAAUCGCUUCUUUAGGUUAGGGUUGGGAGAUGGUUCAGUGGCACUGGAAGACGCGUGACUCAAGUCUAGGCAGUUUAGUUGACGCUUUUCUGACUCGGGAGGAAUUCUGUCACCAGGGUUUGGGGGCUACAGUACAGCUCUCGCAAGGCUUCGUUGGGUCUGUCUUCUUUUCUUUCUUUUCCCCAUUUACAGGAAUCCUGCUUAGCGAACUGCAACAGUUAACGACAGUUGGGUAAAUUGUUAUGUUAACAAUUAUGACAUCUGCAAAUGUUUUAUAAAAGCAACUAAUUUAAUAAAAUCACUUGUGAGGAUGGAGACUUUGGUCUGGCUGUUUCUGCCGUGGGCAGCGACUGGGACUGGAGAGCAGGUGGGGCUUCUUUGGCUCACGCUCUCUGGAGGCCAUGCUGGCUUUCUGAGCAUCCUCUUCCAGCCCAGCCCAGCCCCCUCGUCUCACGCCAGGCCUGCUUCAUCCUGACGCUCUCUGCUUGCUUGCACAUUUUCUAACUACUGGACUACCUGGCUUUACCGGGAAUUCUGGUGCCUGAGUCUAACACACUGAAUUCGGGCUUUCCCCUGUGGUCGUUUCCUCUCUCAUGGCUUACUGAAAGCUUUGGCUCUAGAAAAUGUCUGCAAAUGAAUCGUACAUAUAAACGGA